GUUGAAAGAAGUAGAGCAUAGAGAUUCCCACACACAUACCGUAAAACCUCGAUUUAAGGUGACCCUCGGCAUUUCGCCCAUAUAGCACCAUAUAAAUUCAUUUUUUUGUGUACAUUAAAACUUCACUUUUGCAAAACGUAAUUAUUUAAAAGUGUCGCUUUAAAUAGAGUUUUUACGGUACAAUCGAAUACAACCGCGGGAAAUCAAAAUUGAUAGAGGCAUUCACGCGGUAUGACGUCAUGACAUUUUCUGCGCACAGUACCCAGGAUAUUCGCGCAGCUGGCCCAGCCCCAUGCAGCUACUACUAUAAACCGAUUAUAGACUCUUCCCUAGACUCUAUCCCUGUGUGCUGAGGUCCAAGAUGGCAGCCAGGAGUAAGAGUGGACUGGCCCUAGUGCUGGUGGCUGGCUCUCCACUGAAGAUACUAUGGAGUGCUGGGACAUUCGGUAGCUACGAUGCAAAGUUUAAGAAGAAAUUUAACAGGAGAAAAUACGUCAACUUCAGCCUCAUUGACAGCUGUAAGCUCACAGGUUGCAAGUGCUGUGAUGGAAGUAUCAACAUUUACAUUGCUUCAGGGCUGCUGCUUGGGUUAGCUAGACUACACCACCGACGAUGGUCUUGGCUCAGACAAGAUGUUAAGGAUUUGAAAGAUGCAUAUGAAGAAACGAAGAGAGCGUCCUCUAGGAGUAUUGACGUACCUCGGUCCAGGCCUGGUGAAGUGGACCUGCCAUCCCUCGACUACAGUGCAUGUAGCAGCCUCUUACAGCUCAACCAGAGCAGUGUUGACAUGUUCAAGAAUGCAUACCUCAAGGAAGGCGACUACCUCACCUUCAGGGUCAACCCUCUGAUGGCCUCUGCUGGUAGGCAAGAAGACUCCCUCUAUGUGGAGGUUGAUGACUCAUACACAGCAGACCCUCGUGACAUCACUCUACCCGAUAUUUCCACGGACAAAUCCCGGGACAUUUUUGGUCAGAUGCCUGAUCUUGACGACAGCUUUGGUGAUGGUGGCAUGGCCUUCUUUGAUGCUGAUGCUAAGUUCCCUGACAUUGCCAUAGUGACUAGAGCUAGUGGUAGCAUUCAUCCCAAGCCUAAGAGUAAGGACCAGACGAUGGACAAUGUGUCUAACUCCUUCCAGUAUCUCGGAGGGGGAGAGAGCGACCAAUCAGAGAACAGCAUUGUACCAUAUGAUCGCCAGAAAGGAGCAUCUGAAGACCCCCUACCCCCAGGAGGGGUCUCUCAGUUUUCCCUCGAGUGUAUCUUCACUGCCCCCUCAAUCCCGGUGAACAGGAGACGCAAAGUACCCUUCAAGAAGCAAGUGUUUGACAAAGACAUACGUCUGCGUGAAUAUGAUCCUAACCCGGAGCUAAUAACAGAUGCUUACAAGAUCAGACCAGGACCAAGAGCUGGGAUGCCAGCACCCAAGUUUGAUAAAGAACUCUUCAGCAUUAACAACAUGAUGUUUCACGAUAAACAGUUCUGUAAGCUGCUCCGAGGCUGGGAUAGUGAUGCAGCCAUGAGCAACCCUCCACCUCCCACUGACAUCAGUCCCACGUCUCCUCUGAGUCAGUCUGAGCUGGAGAAGACUAGGAUAGUAUCGAAAGACAACCUGACACAGAAAUCAGACCAGGCCUCCAGAUCUCGAUUGACCAGCUCCUUGAAGAACUCUGUAUCACUGCAUCCUGGCAAGAGUAGGGUUGUUGCUGGUGGGAAGACAACGAGGAACCCCGGGGGACUGUCCCCUAUAGCUGACGUGGAGGCUGAGGAAUACACAUACUCUCAGACUGCAUACUCUGGGGUCCACUCCCCCGCACCCUCGGACAGUAUGGAAGCUGAUGUAGGAGGUAUGAUGGAUGAUAAUGAUAACACUCCAGAGCAACCCUUUACCAAGGACCUACCAGAGCUGGCCACCACCCCCCAACCACUCAAUCGGAGCACUAUAGACCAUUUUACUGAUGCUAUGGUGGAGAGGUUGAUUGAUAGCCGCAGUCUUCUGUUCACUGAGAUAGCACCUCCUGGAGUCAUGGACAAGAGAACUGCAGCAUCCAAAUUCUUUAAACUACUAAGUGCAGCUAGUCAACCCAUAAACAAGCUCAAGCUGGAGCAGGAGGAAUCUUAUGGCCCUGUCAAAAUCUCAAACAAAACAUGACUCAAGAAGAGCACGGACAAUCCACAGGCAGGACCUAACUAUUAUGAUCUGAUCAAAUCAUUCAUCACACUAGCCUAGCUAAGCUAGCGCUUCAAUUCUAGAAUUUUAACACUUAAUAUUGUAUAGCAAAAUGUUCAUCAUCAUAAUUAUUA
Messenger RNA from Halichondria panicea, 2298 nucleotides. RefSeq lists its product as uncharacterized. Gene Ontology annotation, molecular function: protein binding. The record is from RefSeq and is a predicted model, not a curated record. Bases 362 to 2146 code for a protein of 594 amino acids. The transcript has 14 exons. NCBI's taxonomy places the organism in Eukaryota, Metazoa, Porifera, Demospongiae, Suberitida, Halichondriidae.